This is a messenger RNA of Sphaeroforma arctica JP610, 3429 nucleotides long. RefSeq lists its product as hypothetical. Gene Ontology annotation, cellular component: gamma DNA polymerase complex; mitochondrion. The coding region runs from base 1 to 2946 and encodes 981 amino acids. The transcript has 23 exons. Gene Ontology annotation, molecular function: DNA-directed DNA polymerase activity; DNA binding; 3'-5' exonuclease activity. Gene Ontology annotation, biological process: mitochondrial DNA replication. The record is from RefSeq and is a predicted model, not a curated record. Lineage: Eukaryota; Ichthyosporea; Ichthyophonida.
AUGAAGGACAAGGCCACCAGGACGAAGGCUGGCAGGUUAAAGCUUGAGUCGCGAUUUCCCGUGAGUGAAUUAGACGUGCCCAUGUUGCCUAAGAAUGUGCGUUGGCAAUUGUUUGGCAACGAACCCAAGAAACCCAAAAACGCGCGCAUGGUGGCCGCAGCAACACGCCAUCUGCAAGGCCACGACUUGCUGAAGCAACGCAUGCCUGAAGCUACAGGCGAGGAGGAGAAGGUCGCGUUAGUGGAGAAGCUGAGUCAGAUUCCGCUGGAGGGCAGUGACAUUGAGAAACACUACGAAACGAUCGGCAGUGCUGUGGCGAGUCCGUACUGGGAUUGGGCUCUGGAACUGAUGAACGCCACUUUGCCCCCAAAGCCCCCCAUCUGGCGUGUACAAAGUGGCUGGACUCGCUAUACAGUGGAUGAUCCGCAGGGUGUGCCGGUUGUUGCUCCGCUGGAGGCUGUGACAGUGUUUGAUGUCGAGACACUCAUUGAUGAGCAUGGCACCUAUCACUUCCCCACAAUGGCUGUGGCAGCGUCCACUGACGCAUGGUAUUCAUGGUGUAGUCAACGGCUGGUGGGUGUGCCUGAUGCGCCAGCCAAUGAGCUGAUUCUCUUUGCAGUGUCUGAGGCUGCGGGUGGCCCUGUGAGUGGUAAGCGGUUGAUAGUGGGCCACAACGUCAGCUUUGAUCGCAGUAAGAUUGCCGAGGAGUAUCAUCUGCAGGGCACCAACACUCGGUUCCUUGACACACUGUCCAUGCACAUGUGCUACAACGGAAUGAGCAGUGGCCAGCGCCAAGUGUGGCAUGGCAUGCAGAAGACACCCGAUUCACGCAAGAACAUCUGGACACGCGAGACCUCCACCAAUGGCCUAGGCGAAGUAUACAAACUGUACAUGGAGAAGCCCUUGGAUAAAUCAGCGCGUGACGUCUUCACCACGGGAACACUUGACGAGGUACAGAGGGAUGUGCAGAGUCUGUUGACGUACUGUGCGUGUGACGUGCAGGCGACCUUUGAUGUGUACAGCGUCAUUGCGCGCAAUUGGCUGCCCACCAUUGGUACGGUCACCUUUGCCGGCAUGCUGGAGAUGGGAUCUACCUAUCUACCCGUCUCAGACAAUUGGUAUGGUUUUGUGGGAAUGGCAGAUCAACAGAUGAAGAAGCGAAUGGACGAGGUCAAUGAGAAUCUGAUCAAACUAGCCUAUCUGCUGCUGGAAAAGUAUCCAGACUUUGCUGAGAACCCGCCCACUGACGACGAGCAUGUCAAACACUUGGACUGGAGUCUGCCCAAAGGCACGCUGCGGCGAAAGACUCUGCAGCACCGUCCACAGUGGUUCAGAGAUCUAUGCAAGACACCCGGCUCAGCAGAACCUGUCAUCACCACACGCACACGUGUGGCUGCGUAUCUGCUGCGGCUGCUGUGGAAUGGUAAGCCUCUGAUGUUUCAUCCCACCAAACGCUCAUGGGGCUACACCGACGCCAAAGGCGACUUCCACAAACUACCCCACGCCAAGGGGGAUGGAUCUAACGUAGGCAACCCCAUGGCCAAGAAUUUCUUGGCAGACAUUGAGUCGGGUGUGUUGACAUCGGAAUAUCCGGAAGCCAAAGAGGCUCUGCGGAAGGCAACGGAGUGUUCUUACUGGAUCAGUGCGCAGAGUCGCGUGAAGAAGCAGAUGGUGUACCGAGACCCCACCACUGGCACCAAUGUGAUCAUCCCAAUGCUGCUGAGUGCAGGCACAGUCACCCGCCGGGCAGUAGAGGCUACCUGGCUCACAGCCAGCAACACCAAGAACGACCGCGUGGGGUCUGAGCUGAAGGCGCAGGUGAUUGCGCCCGAGGGCUACCAACUGGUGGGCGCAGAUGUGGACUCGCAGGAGCUGUGGAUAGCAGCCGUCAUAGGCGACGCUCAUUUCUGUGGCCUGCACGGAUGCACCGCAAUGGGGUGGAUGGCACUGCGAGGGCAGAAAUCCGAUGGGACUGAUGUGCAUUCGCGCACCGCCGCUCUGGUGGGCAUUGAUCGCAACACAGCCAAGAUUUUCAACUACGGCCGCAUCUAUGGCGCAGGUCAGAAAUUUGCAAAGCAACUGCUGCUACAGAACAACCGCACUAUGACGGACGAAGAAGCCGAUCGAAAGGCUCAAUCGCUAUACCUCAACACCAAGGGCACUCGCUUACUGAAGAUCUCGCCUGAAAUUGCACGGAAGAUCAAAUUCCAACGACCGGAUUUGGAAAUUUACGGCGACUGGGUACCGUUGAGCACCCUAAAGAGCUAUUUCACACGUUUCCGGAAAUUCGAGCACGAAGCGCUGGCGGCUGAGUGGCGAUUUGGCACUGAGUCGCACAUGUUCAACGCUCUCGAAGGCAUUGCAAAGGCAGACAAUCCCAAAACACCAGUACUAGGAGUGGACAUGAGCAAAGUGCUGUCGACCAGUUCAGUGGGGCGAGAGUAUCUUCGCAGUCGCGUGAAUUGGGUGGUGCAGUCGUCAGCUGUUGACUACCUACACCUCAUGCUGGUUACCAUGAAGUACCUGUGCCAUGCAUAUAAGAUAGAUGCCAGGUUCAUCAUUUCAAUACACGACGAGGUACGCUACAUAUGCAAAGAAGAGGACUCCGAUCGAAUGGCCCUCGCGUUACAGACAACCAAUUUAUGGGUCAGAGCCAUGUUCUCCAAGAGAUUAGGAUUCGAUGACUUGCCGCUGGGCGUAGCGUUCUUCGAGGCAGUUGACUUGGACCGUGUCUUAAGAAAAGAGGUUGACAUGGACUGUUUGACGCCGUCCAAUGACGUUGCCAUCGCCCAUGGGCGCACAAUGGACAUCUAUGACAGUGUCAGGUGCACCAAUGGGUCUCUCCUACCUACAGGUGAACCCCGGCCCCCUACUUUAACACCGGAAUGGCUGACCACCUCAGUCAAACACGGAUACGGAAAAACAAGCAGGCAACCGACAUCGUGAGACUUCCACGCAGUACAUCCCAUAUCAUUCACACUUUAUGGAAAUGGAAUAUAUUAAUCAUUAGUUAGAACACUACGUAGUACUCAGAAAACAAGAAAAUAGUAUCAUGUAUAAUUUAGAUCAAAGUCCGCUUAGGAGGUAGGUGGGCGAAACUAGCCCACCAACACCAUAGUGGCACACAAUGAACACCUCAGUGUCAUGCCUGAUACAUCCUAGUGGCGUAGUGCAUGCUGUCUAAGCGCUGUGGACUAUAUGAUGGCGCCAUGGAUGAACACUCCGAGCUAUUUUCGCACCAGAAUUGACACGAAGGACUAUAAGGCACAACAAUGCACAUCGUAUGAACACAUAUUGGUUCAGGUGCAAUCGGUGUACACUCAGUGGAUUCUUUCACUUUAGAAACAAUAGAAUGACCAAGCAUGAGGAAAAACUCGUGAUUUGGGUAACCUAGAAUCGUAGAGAGACAAUAAAAAUCAAUACAACUGU